ACAACAUGGAGAACUUCUCACUCCUCAGCAUUUCUGGACCCCGAAUCUCUUCCUCUGCCCUGAGCGCGUUUCCUGACAUUAUGUCCUCACAUGCCACCAGCUUGCCAGACAUUGCAAAGACCGCGUUACUCACGGAGGCGUCCAGCCCAGCUCAGGCCCUGUCACCCCAGUACUUCGGCAGCGCUCUCCGGCAUGGGGUGCAGAACAUGGUUCUCUCUCCAGACUGCCUUUUGGGGGACCCCCAGACCAGGGAGCCCUGGCGGGGCUGCACUGUCUACCGGCCCUGGUUCUCCCCUUACAGCUACUUCGUCUGCACGGACCAAGAGAGCCCCCUGGAGGCCUACAGCUUCCCAGAGGUGCAGCGGGACAAGGGCAGGGGGGACGGCUGCCUGCCCGAGGACCCGGCUGAGAGCAUCUGCUCGUCCUCUUCCUCCCAGGAGGACGCCUGCCCCCGGGAGGCCGCCAAGAAAUUCGGGCACGGCCUGGCCUCCACGGACGGCAUCACAUCCCAGGACAUCCUGAAGGCCGCCAGGUGGCACCCCGCCCAGCAGAGCGGCUACAAGUGCGCAGCCUGCUGCCGCAUGUACCCCACGCUGCACUCCCUCAAGAGCCACAUCAAGGGGGGCUUCCGGGAGGGCUUCAGCUGCAAGGUGUACUACCGCAAGCUCAAGACCCUCUGGGGCAAGGAGAAGGCGCGGCCGGGGGACAGGCUCUCCUCUGGCAGCUGCCAGGCCUUCAAGUAGGCCCGAGGGAUGGUGAGCGGACGCCUCGGUGAAGAGGCGACGGAGCCUGUUUCCGCCUCCGGAGAGAUGUCAAUAAACCGACACUGGCCACGGCCUUCUGUCAAGUCUGA
Messenger RNA from Leopardus geoffroyi (Geoffroy's cat), 853 nucleotides. It is a transcript of the gene SPATA46, whose product is annotated as spermatogenesis associated 46. The transcript has 3 exons. Lineage: Eukaryota; Metazoa; Chordata; Mammalia; Carnivora; Felidae. The record is from RefSeq and is a predicted model, not a curated record. Gene Ontology annotation, biological process: fertilization. Gene Ontology annotation, cellular component: nuclear membrane. The coding region runs from base 6 to 743 and encodes 245 amino acids.